Chelmon rostratus (copperband butterflyfish) is the source of this 3005-nucleotide messenger RNA. It is a transcript of the gene pou2f3, whose product is annotated as POU class 2 homeobox 3. The transcript has 13 exons. The record is from RefSeq and is a predicted model, not a curated record. Gene Ontology annotation, cellular component: nucleus. Gene Ontology annotation, biological process: regulation of transcription by RNA polymerase II. Bases 137 to 1330 code for a protein of 397 amino acids. Lineage: Eukaryota; Metazoa; Chordata; Actinopteri; Chaetodontiformes; Chaetodontidae. Gene Ontology annotation, molecular function: DNA-binding transcription factor activity, RNA polymerase II-specific; RNA polymerase II cis-regulatory region sequence-specific DNA binding.
GAAAAUGCUGAUGAGCAGCCGUGGAUUUCCAAAACUUUUUAUCCCAAUACGAGUUUCAUUGUGAAUAAUCGGGGAGUCGGACGGCAGCUGGAGCGGCACAAAGUGUUCGUCUGUGGAGUGAGCGUGAGAUAUUAAGAUGAGCGCAGACCUGGUGGAGCAGUCGGAGGCUCAAGCUGAACAGGCAGAGCAAAACGGGAUCGACUUCAAUCGACAGAUAAAGACGGAGGAUAUCCUCGACUUACCUCAUUCGGGCUCCACGCUGAAGACAUGUCACCUGACACAGACCCCGCCCAUGCCCGGAGCUCAGCUGAGUGGGGAGCUCACCUCUCUGCACACCAUGCAGCAGCUGGUUCUGAUGCCCCCGUCCCACCUGCCGUCUCCGUCCCCCUUCCUGCUCUCCCAGAGCCCCACCAGCCACCAAGCACUUCUGCAGCAGAACCUGCUGUCCCUUCCUGGUCAGAGUCAAACUAGUCUGCUUCAGCACCAACCUGGACUGGCUCUGACCCCACAGGCUAUGAGUCGCUCUGGUCUGGCAGGACCAUCGAUGGAGAACCACAUGGACAUGUCCCACCUGCAGAUGCCCAAACACAUGUCGGUACCACCACAAGAAGAACCCAGUGACCUGGAAGAACUGGAACAGUUUGCCAAAGCGUUCAAACAAAGACGCAUCAAACUGGGCUUCACUCAGGGAGAUGUGGGUCUUGCGAUGGGAAAGCUGUACGGGAAUGAUUUCAGUCAGACCACGAUCUCUCGCUUCGAGGCUCUGAACCUCAGCUUCAAGAACAUGUGCAAGCUCAAACCUCUGCUGGAGAAAUGGCUGAGUGAUGCAGAGAAUUCACCGUCUGACUCAAUGAGCAACCCCACCUCCCUGCCACCGCUGACCGAGGGCUACGGACGCAAACGGAAAAAGAGGACUAGCAUUGAGACGAACAUCAAGCUGACGCUGGAGAAACGUUUCCUCGAUAACCCCAAACCCAACUCGGAGGAGAUAACCCUGAUCUCAGAGCAGCUGUCCAUGGAGAAGGAGGUGGUUCGAGUUUGGUUCUGCAAUCGGCGUCAGAAGGAGAAGAGGAUCUACUGCCCGGUGGCCAGUUUAUCGGUCAAAUCACACAGCUACAACUCCAGAAUGGCCUCCACAUCCAGGUCCUACAGCCCUCUGGCUUCAGGCGGAGUUUCAUCCAAUUCCUCCCCAAACAGCGUCAGCCGUGAAGCUUCUCCCAACAGUCUGUCCGCCGUCUCCGCCUCUUUAACGUCUCAGGUCAACCCAGCUUCCUACAGCGCACCAGGGUCGUGGUACCGCACAUGGAACCCUGCUGCAUAUCACCACUGAGAAAUAUGAACUGUGCCAUUUUGAAGAUUGUUUUGUUUGAGAAGAAUAUAUGCUGAAGAUGCGCCACAGUAACACUCGUCCCUGUUGUAAACGGGGUUUCACCUACAGUCCAAACCUUAGACGGACCCAUAAGACAAACCAGCAGCAGAAGCAGAGGACUGCAAACACAGCACAGCGCUGUUCACACACACUCUCCACAGCCUCCAGCUGCCCGAUUAGUGUUCAUGUGACUCUUUACUCUGCUCAGCUGCACACAUGAAGAACACACAGAAACACACACGACAGGGCUCAUUCACACCGGUGGGAAUAUUUAUGACUUCAAGACUCCAGUAACCUGUUUGAAUGUUGAAGGAUUCAGGUCCGGCGUCACUAAACCGAGCAGCUCCUGCUUUCCACUGAGCUGCAGUCAUCUCACAUGUUCUUGUUCUAAAAUGUUUUCGUCUUCAUAUUAAAGUUAACGUUGUGUUGUGAAUUCAAAACAAGGCUUUCACAGAACUGGUGCAAAUAAACUCAUCCUGAACAUCGUGUUCGUGAGCAGAGCAGCUUUUCACCUGGUUACUUUGGUUCUUUAGAGGAUAUAUCCGUUUUAUUAAAACAUGUUAUUAUUAUUAUUACCAUUAUUGCAGUUUUGACCAUCAUUUCUGUCUGUUAUGACAUAACACUUAACCGCUGACAGCUGGGAACAUGGUGACAUCACAACAACAAAGACCUACGGGGCAACACGAUUGGACAGAUUGUAAAAAAACUCACUUUAUUUGGUGGUAAAUAAAUAAUAAACAUGGCCGCACAGCAGGUCGACCACGCCUGUGUAAACUGGAAUGGACGUUUACAACCGAUAACUUGGUCAAUAAUUUCACCGUCCGCCUUUCAUUUCUCUUCUAAAAUAACUUGAACUGUGCCGAUCGUUUGUUAACAACCUGUCUGACUUCUUCACAGCGAUGCUGCUGUAUGUUCCCACAUCUCAGCAAUUAAAAAAACGUUAUCAUCAGAAGUCACGUUUCCACCCAAAGUAACCAGAACGUUCAGUCCCAGAAAACAAAUUCUUAAGGAACUGGAAGGUUCCUCCAGCUCGUUCUUGUUUGUGUUUCUGCGUUGAUCAGCCAAACUGGUGGUUGGAAACAAAAUGCUGCAAGUACUCGACCAAUCAGAAAUAAUCCAUGCAGUAAGCCCCACCCCCAGCGUUCCUGCAUUUCUGGAAAGCUCUACAAGCGUGGACCCUGCAGAACGUUCCAAUGGAGGAAAUGUGGCUUCUGAUAGAAAUGAUGGUUAAAACUACCAAAAUAAGACCCAAACUCUUAGAAAGUGUAAUUCGAACACACGUCAGAGGCCCUGAACGCACCGUGUCCUGUUCUGUUCUGAUUUCUGUAUCUUUGUAGAUUUUGUGUUUUUUGUCUUUUCAUUCUUGCUGGUUUCAUGUGGGCGGGGCUCAGCUGAAAGAAGGUGAUGUCACAGAUUUCAGUGCACCAAUCAGAGUUCACUUGAAUGAAAAUGUGAUGACAGCUGUCACUCAAAUCUGAUCCUGAUGAAGCAGGUUAGCUUUUGUUUUUUUAAAACUGUGUUUUUCUUAACUUAAACUUUGAUUGUUGCUGAUUUUGUCCUGGAUUUCUGGAAAUACUCCUUGUCGAGAGUACUUCCUGUCGUCUCUGCUUUUACCUGCAAAGAUCAUCUGGGUAAA